AUGUCGACUGCAGUUGCCUCCGCUACAGCGGCCCCGUUAUCGUCGCCGCAUCCCACCCGCGAAGCGAGCCCGAAGAACUGUCCGACCCUGGCUCCUCCAGCUCCGUCAAACCCCUCCCCUCCUCGAGCACCCACGACUUCACAAGAUGGACCGGCUGCGAAUGGCUCCCCAUCCGGGAAGCAAGGCCCUACGUUGUCACCACCCCAAGCUGGCAGUGGGGGUCCUAAUAUUACACCUUCCGUCCUCGAGUGGAUUGUCGGCCCGCCCCCCGGAGGACCCAUGACCGCCCGUGAUGGAGUUAGUAUGCAAGAAGUUGGCCUGGCUUGCUUGUCCCCCGGCUUCCAAACGCACGAUCCCAUCAUGCGCGAGCAAUUACAACGGAGCCUUUCCGUGCGAGAUCAGCAGCGGUCGAUUAUUGAAUCACGGCUGCAGAGGUCGGCCAAGGAUGACGGUCCCGACGGUAUUAGGCCAUCCGAAGCGGGUAUGAUGGGGAUGCCAAAGACUGCUUCUUCCAAGCGAAGACCCCCCGGCUUGUCGAUCGUUCCCCCGUCCGCUUCCCAGUUUGCAAAUGAACGGGUGGUUCAGUCUGCCCCAUUAAACCAGACUUUCACUGGCGGUCGGUAUCAGCCCCAGCCGUUGACACGCCAUGUCGUCAACCAGAGCCCGACAUUGGGUUCGACCUCCCACCUGCAUGUGCCGGCGAACCAGACGAACAACCGACUGCCUCCUCUCUCCGAUGUGUUUGGAUCGGAUGCACUCGGUGCCCGUGAUCGUGAACCCGGUCGCCCCAGUCUCUACCCCAACGCCUCGAGCACGAACUCGCAAUCCAACCUGGCCCCGGUGCCCUCUCCCGGACUUCCAGGCAUGUCUCAGACUCCCAGCCGCCCUCGUGAAUACCAUUCGGCCGAAGAAGCCGUUCAAGAGCUGUCUGGUGGACGGGAAGAGCUCCAGCCGCGGCUCGUGCACUAUGGAGGUCACCAGCCCCCCACUCCGCCGUCCCCACAGAAUGUUCAUAUGGGCCCUAAGACUGCCCCCCUCAUGUCGGAAUUUCCUCCGCCUCCAAGUGCGCCUACAGCUCCCACCUUUUUGCAGUCCACGGAUGGCACUGCACGCCGCCGGCCCAGAAGCGAGUAUGAGCAGGAUAAUGGUAGCCCACCCCUAGGCCAUGGCCCGGAUCCUCACUAUCGGCCGAACCCCGCUGCGACGGCCGGGCCCAAUACGACAUUCCAUGGGCCUUUUGGAGCUGGCAGGGACUCUCCAGAAACUCAGCGGAAAAAGAAGGAGGAAUUCCUGGGUCUUUGUGCACGGGCCUGGGAUCUUUUCCAUUCCUGA
Molecule: messenger RNA, 1332 nt
Organism: Penicillium alfredii
Lineage: Eukaryota; Fungi; Ascomycota; Eurotiomycetes; Eurotiales; Aspergillaceae
Exons: 3
Coding region: 1-1332 (443 amino acids)
Source: RefSeq, a predicted model, not a curated record